AUGGAGCACGGAGAAGCCUCAUCCACCACAUGCUUGCCGUCCACGGAACAAAAUCCUCUUCAAAACCUUACAUUUCCGAUCAAGCAACAAAGAGAGACGAAACUACAAAGCUCUAAAACCACCAAAGGUCGACAGAAGAUAGAGAUUAAAGAGAUCAAAGAGAAAAACCGGAGGCAAGUGACGUUUUCGAAACGCCGAACCGGGCUUUUCAAAAAAGCGGCUGAAUUAAGCGUUCUCUGCGGCGCGCAGAUUGGUAUCAUAACGUUUUCACGUUUCCAAAGGAUUUACACGUUCGGUAACGUGGACACACUCAUCGAAAAGUACUUGCGCAAGGCUCCGGUGAUGCUGAGGUCACAUCUCGACGGUGAAGCGUUAACCGGAGAAGAGGACGUCGACGGUAGGAUGUGGUGGGAGAGGGCGGUGGAGAGUGUUCGGGAAGAAGAGAUGGAAGAGUACAUGAAGGGGUUGCAUGGUUUAAGGGAGAAUUUGUGGAAAAAGAUCUGCGAGAUGGGUGGAGAUCCAACGGUUCAGAUGAAUGCUCAGGCAUUUCCAAAUCCGAUGGCUCCGACUGACUGGAAAAUUACGGAUGAAAAUCUGACGGUUAGGAACGAUCAAGGUCAUGCAGUAUAA
This is a messenger RNA of Eutrema salsugineum, 630 nucleotides long. Its product is annotated as MADS-box transcription factor 23. Lineage: Eukaryota; Viridiplantae; Streptophyta; Magnoliopsida; Brassicales; Brassicaceae. Gene Ontology annotation, molecular function: protein dimerization activity; DNA-binding transcription factor activity, RNA polymerase II-specific; RNA polymerase II cis-regulatory region sequence-specific DNA binding. The transcript is spliced from 2 exons. The record is from RefSeq and is a predicted model, not a curated record. Gene Ontology annotation, biological process: regulation of transcription by RNA polymerase II. Bases 1 to 630 code for a protein of 209 amino acids.